This is a messenger RNA of Sipha flava (yellow sugarcane aphid), 735 nucleotides long. RefSeq names its product KRAB-A domain-containing protein 2-like. Lineage: Eukaryota; Metazoa; Arthropoda; Insecta; Hemiptera; Aphididae. The coding region runs from base 1 to 735 and encodes 244 amino acids. Gene Ontology annotation, biological process: DNA integration. The transcript has 3 exons. Gene Ontology annotation, molecular function: nucleic acid binding. The record is from RefSeq and is a predicted model, not a curated record.
AUGGAAGAUUUUAAUCCAAAAAGUGAAUUUUAUAUUCGAAUGAACAAGUAUUAUUUGGACAAACCGGGAAAAAAGCCAUAUACAAAUAUGAAGAUUGAGACAAUUAUGGCCGAAAUUACUGAUGCUAAAUUAAACAAAGGUGCAAAGAAAAGACGUGAUUAUUAUAUUUUACAAAAAUAUGAUGUAUUAACUGUGGCCGAGAAGAAAUAUUUAAUUCAUAAAAAAACUGACGACAAAGAUGAUAUAAAGUAUGUUGUGUCAUAUGAAGAAUUGUUCGAAAGACUAAGUGAUUAUCAUAUACGUACUGGACAUGGUGGUAUGGGGAAAAUGCGUGCGGCACUGUCCAAUAAAUAUUCGAUUCCAAGACCAGCUAUUGAAACUUUUCUAUCAAUAUGCGCAAUUUGUAAUAGUAAGAAAGGGUCAAAUCGUAAAUUGGUUAUCAAACCAAUUGUAAGCAAAGACUUCAACGAGAGAGGUCAAGUUGACUUGGUGGAUUUCCAGUCAUUACCUGACGGAAAAUAUAAAUGGAUUUUAAACUAUCAAGACCACCAUACAAAAUUUAUAUCUUUAUUUCCACUUGAAAGUAAACGAGCGGUCGAAGUAGCAUCUAAUUUACUCACAAUUUUUUUAACUUUUGGUGCACCGAAAGUUUUACAAAGUGAUAACGGUAGAGAGUUUGUAAAUUCUGUUAUUAACGAAAUUAAGGAACUUUGGCCGGAGUCAGGGAAGUAUUGA